UCGAAGCCGUCUGGUUAUCUCCUGUUAAAUCACAUCUUGUCUCAGCCGAUUUAACACAUCUUUGAUCAUGGAAAAUAAUUUCUACUGGCGAAACAAAGUGGCUGUGGUCACUGGCGCCUCGGUGGGCAUUGGAGCCAGCACAGCUGUGGAGUUGGCCAAUGCCGGAAUGGUGGUCGUGGGACUGGCUCGUCGAGCGGAACUCAUUGAAGCUCUCGGGGAACAAGUGACGGGCGAGGGAAAGAUCUUUGCCCGGCAAUGCGACCUCAAUGAUGAGGAGCAGUUGACCAGUACUUUUAACUGGAUUCGAGAGAAAUUCCAGGCCAUCGAUGUGCUCGUCUGCAACGCUGGCAUCCUUAAGGCCAACUUCCUGAGCGAGUCGCCAACCAAGGACAUAAAGGAGCUGUUCGACACGAAUGUCGUGGCCACCGCCAGCUGCCUGCGGGAGGCGCUGAAGCACAUGGCUGCGGUUAAGGUUCGCGGUCACAUUGUGGUCAUGAACAGGUGA
This is a messenger RNA of Drosophila takahashii, 505 nucleotides long. Its product is annotated as farnesol dehydrogenase-like. NCBI's taxonomy places the organism in Eukaryota, Metazoa, Arthropoda, Insecta, Diptera, Drosophilidae. Gene Ontology annotation, molecular function: 2,3-dihydro-2,3-dihydroxybenzoate dehydrogenase activity. Gene Ontology annotation, biological process: siderophore biosynthetic process. The record is from RefSeq and is a predicted model, not a curated record.